This is a messenger RNA of Metschnikowia bicuspidata var. bicuspidata NRRL YB-4993, 786 nucleotides long. It is a transcript of the gene MIF2, whose product is annotated as Mif2p. Gene Ontology annotation, cellular component: kinetochore. Gene Ontology annotation, molecular function: centromeric DNA binding. The transcript has a single exon. Gene Ontology annotation, biological process: kinetochore assembly; spindle attachment to meiosis I kinetochore; attachment of mitotic spindle microtubules to kinetochore. Bases 1 to 786 code for a protein of 261 amino acids. NCBI's taxonomy places the organism in Eukaryota, Fungi, Ascomycota, Pichiomycetes, Serinales, Metschnikowiaceae. The record is from RefSeq and is a predicted model, not a curated record.
AUGGCAUCAAAAGAAAUUAAUAGCCAGAGCCAUACAUUGCCGUCGCCCCCACCAGAAGGUCUACGAAGAUCAAAACGAACCAAAAUUGCACCUUUGGCAUAUUGGAGAAACGAGAGGAUAGUAUACACGAGGGCACGUGAAGGCAUUAGCGAAUCUGAUAACACAUUAAUGCGUGAUAUCAAAAAAGUGCCUUUGCAAGAAAUAGUUGAAGUCAUACAUGUUCCUGAAACAUCCAGAAAUGAGAACAAAGGUAAGACGAAUAAAAGAUCCAAAGCACGUGUGCGUCUGACCACACAAGAAAAAAAAUUGCACGCAAAUACAUCAUUUGAUUACGAGUCUGAUCCAGAGAUUGACGGCACAGAAUGGUUCAAGCAAAAAUCCCUAGCGUCGGAGAUCUUUGAGAAUGAUGAAACAAUGACAAACAAAAUAAUUGCUUGGGCACCUGAUGGAGGAAACUUUGAGCUGCCACCAGAUCGAGACGAAGGACUACUGGGGGCAGAGAACUUCAAAGUAGCUUCGCUUUUCGACACAGACCUGAACAUGUUAGCAGCCGGUCUACUAGACUUUCCUACAGAAGGUUUCAAAAGCUUGCGGAAUACUGGGGAAUCUCUGUUCAUUUUCCAUGUUGCAAGAGGUUUAAUUGAAGUGACGCUAAAUUCAAAAAGAUUUGUGGUGACUCGGGGUUGUUCCUUCGAGAUCCCCAGAUACAAUAUCUACAGUUUCAAGAAUCUUGGACACGGGUCCGCCAGGCUUUUUUUCGUUCAGUGUCAAUUUAAUGAAAACUAA